AUCUUGAUAUUCUAUUCCCAUAUGACCCUCUCCAUGUAUAAUCAAAACGACAGCGGAGUGAAGGCACACUUCUCUCCUCCCCAACCACCAUGGCUUCACUCGAGCAGCCACCGAAGAAGCGCAAGCUCUACGACUCUCUCCCGGAGUCUCCGCCGCCGCCUCCACCUCUGCCGCACGAACCAAGCACACCGCCCUCCCCUCAAACCCUACCUCAUUCUCCUCCUCCUCCUCCGCCACCGUCAACUCCGCCGCUGUCUCAGGAUGAGAUUCUCGCCAAGCGGAGGAACAAGGACGAAAUUCGAACCGUCUAUGAAGUUUACAAGCGGAUCAAGUUUUGCUUGCUCCGCAAAGAUGGUCCCUCUGCCAUUCCUGACCUUGAACAGGGCUACCUCGCUCUCAUCACUUCUUCCAGAGGUUGUAUGAGUGUACAAAGAAUUGUGGCCGAUUUUAUUCCUCAAUAUGCAUGUCACAGUCCAACAGCUUUGGAAGCUGCAGCUAAAGUGGUUAUUAAUAUGCAUAACUGGAGUUUGGCAUUGAUCAAUAGAGGAGAGGACUUUGGUGGUAUUGCAUUUGAAACUGCUAGAACCUGUAUUUCUGGCCUUGCUGAUGUUUGCUGCAUUGCUUCUUCAGUAGCACCAACAUCAGCUGUAAUAAGAGGAAUUUGCUCAGCAGUUUUUCAAAAUGUGCUCACCUUUUUUAUUGCCUUGUUUGAGGGAAAGGAUGUCUUACAGAUGGUUAACAAGAAUUUCCUCAAUAUGCAAGACACCCCUGAGGUAUUUUAUGAGCUGAAACAAAAGAUUUUGGAUGAAGAUGAAUCUUCAUUGACUAAAUUAUCCAAGUUUCGUGCAUUAUGUCUACUUUGGAUAUUCUUCUCUUGUCCGAAAGACUUGCUUUCAGCUUGUAUAGAUCUCUUAGGCUCUCCUACAAAAGAGAGAAAUUCUGAUGAAGGACAGCGCUUUCUGAACCUGGUGACUAGCACGUUUGUUGAUGAUGAAGCAGUUCACCUUUUGGAUGAAGCAAUUGAUGGACCUAAAUCAUGUACAGAUUCUACUGGGGCAGGCAUCAGUGGUGAGGCUGGGGAGAAAAUUAUGACCGAUGACAACCGUGUUUCUGAUAGUGAUUCGUCUGUUGGAAAGAGCUGCCUUCUUAUGCUGGCUCUUAACAAGGACCCGUCACUGCGGAAAUGGAUGUUGCGCAGAUGUAAGAAAUUACUUGACUUGCUUACUAAUGCUUCACUAGAAAUUAGAUCAGUGUUGCAAGGAAUUCUUGGAAUGUUUGCUCAACAGACAGAUUUGGAAGAUUGUCACUUAGAUAGUGAUGAAGAUAUAUCUGAUUCUUCAAUUUACAUGAAUAGGAAUUAUACGGUUACUAGGAUAUCUAAGGAACAUGAAAGCAUUGGUGAAGCAUCAGGAAAAGUUCAUAGCUCUCCAGUUUCUCUUGACAAUGUUCCUGUACGAAAAGCAGGUUCACAUUUUGAUAAUGGAGUCUCAAGGUCCAUGGGCGUUGAGAUGGGUGAGGAAGGCAAUAUGCUCCAUGUUAGGUGCUCCACACCUAGGGACUCAGUAACCCAUCAGAUAUUCUCUCCUGCAGUUAAAACCCAAGUAGACUAUAGGUUUAAUUUAUUUGAUGGUAGAAAUGAUUCCCCGAAUGUUGAGAAAACGCAAGGUUUAAAUAUGAGUUUGAAUUCACCUCUGUUGAGGUCCUCUAGCGGAGCUUUUAGAAAUGUUCAUGCUUCUCCUAGUCAUCAUUUUAUGUCGCCAACUGCUUCAACAAGAAGUCAAAUUGCCUGGUGCUGUGACGGGGAUCCUGCAGCCAUGGAUGUUGUCUCUGCUUCUAAGCAGCUAUGGGUAGGUUAUGUAGCGCCUGACGUACCUGAAAACCAUAUCAGGUUUCAAUUAGAGAGGUUUGGCCCUAUUGAACGAUUUAUUUUCUUCCCAGUGAAGGGAUUUGCAUUGGUUGAGUACAGAGGGAUCAUUGAUGCGAUAAAAGCUCGACACUAUUUGCCUGGAAAUUUUCCUUGCCGAGUGAAAUUCAUGGAUAUAGGGCUUGGUACCAGGGGUGCAGUCAAUGGUAUUGCUGUUGGCAUUAGUUCUCAUAUAUAUGUUGGAAAUAUUUCCAGUCAAUGGGCCAGGGAUGAGAUCCUGCAUGAAUCAAGGAAAGUAAUCCACAAGGGUCCUCUCGCAGUGAUCGAUCUUAGCUGUGAGGGUGCAUUACUUAUGGAGUUUGAAACUCCGGAAGAAGCUGUCUCUGUCAUGUUGCAUCUGAGACAACUCCGAAGAGAGAGAAAUAGUUAUAAUCAGCAUUUUGGUCCAGGGACAGUUAAUACUGGAUUUGGGCAUGCUUAUAUUGAUGGUGCAAGACCGUUACCCACUCCUCCCCGUCUUGAUCCUAAAGUCAACAACUCUGCUGGAUCACCUCAUGCUCGAACUUUACCUGAGAGCCCUGCUGACGGCAGUCAAACGAGGAUGUCUCGCUUGCAUAACUUACUAUCUUCACUGCGUACUAAGUAUAAUAUUAAUCAAAGCAUAGGUCUACAUGAUAACUAUAUGACUGGAGAUACUUCUGCUUCUUCCAUGCGUGAGGAAGAUACAGUGCCAUCCAGCACUCUGUGGAUAACUAUUUCUCGUAGCAGCUUACCGUUCCUCACAGACGAGGAGCUAAUGGGCAUUUGCAACCUGGCCAUUGGGAACACUGGCUCCAUUGUGAGGCUGACACAAGCAAACAUGCAGAUGGGAUGUGGUUGGUUGGUUGAGUGCAGUAAUGUUGAUGGUGCAGUUUCUGUUCUAAGGAAUCUUCGUGGUUGUCCAGGAUUGUUCUUCCAGAUAGAAUUCAGCAAACCAGGAAAUCAAAAUGCUGUACCAUUUUCAAUUAAACCAGAAAACAACGGCAUGGAGCUUGUAUCCCCCAGAAUAAAUACUGAGAAUCAUAAUAGUGGAGUACAUGGUGCACCUCUGUCUCAGUCAAACUGGCACUUUCCUGAUUCCAGGGAGAUGUCAGAAGUUGGAGCAAGGAAUGAUAAUGUAUCACUGGAUCCACAUCGAGGAGGUAAUGCUCCACAUUUAUUCCCUGGAACACAAGGACCUUCCAUUCUGCCACCUCAGCAAAUUCAGUCAUCUCCUUUCAUUCGCCCUGUUUAUGUUCCUCCAAAUGGUCCGUGGGAUCCACGGGGAACAAAUAAUCAUUUACCUGUCAACCAAUUUAACACAGGAGUAAUGCCAAAUAAUUUUCAUGGUGGUGGUGUGGCGAGUCCUUUUAUACCUGUGUCUGUGACUCCACUUGCUCAGAUACAAGGAGCUCCAAUCCAGCCCUAUAACCAGCAGGUUCCUCCACCAAUUGUACCCCCACCUAUACCAUCUUUGCCACCUCCUCAGCCUGAAAUGCCACAUCCAUUUCCUCCUUCUCCACCACCUCUACCCCUGACACAGCCACCCUUGGUUCCUCCACCUCCACCACCUGGUUCUCCUCCACCUCCUCCUCCACCACUGCCUGUCCAAGAAGUAGUCAGUAUGGAAUGUUCAGGGCAGUCUCUGCAGUAUCAGUGGCAGGGCAAUCUCUGUAAAAGUGGGGUUAACUACUGCACAAUUUAUGCAUGCAGAGCAGAUUCAGAUAUUUGCAGAUAUUCAAAUACCAUACCUGAGCCUGCUGAAUGGCCUACAAAAUUAGACAUGACUAAACGCACCGAUUUUCGACAUGUGAAAUCAACAUUAGCUGCUACACCAUCUCAUAGAAGGGAAGUGUGCCAUUUGAUCCCAUCUUCCACUAGUGACCACAAAAGGUUUCAGGAUUUCGUAUCAUACUUAAAGCAGAAGGAUUGUGCUGGAGUUAUCAAAAUCCCAGCUUCAAAAUCCAUAUGGGCAAGGCUGCUAUUCAUACUUCCCCACUCACUUGAAACAUGCUCUUUGCUUUCUAUUGCUCCUGAUCCAUCUGAUUGCCUCAUUGCUUUGGUUCUUCCCAAGGAAACAAACUUUGAUUGGAUAUGACUAGUGUCCUUUAUCAUAGAGCAAAAGCUGAAGUUCUAUUUUUGUAUGCACCAAGCUAAUGGAUGUAAAUUUGAUAUGCUCUGAUCUGGAGAUAUAGGCUCCCUUACGGGGAGCUGUAAAAAUGUGACAUUUUAGGUUUGUAAAUACUGGGUUUUUUGUUGAAGAUAUAGAUCCUAUGAUACGCAUGCAAAUUUUGUACCAUUUUUGUAAUCUGCACUUUUUUCUUCUUUGGAAGUUAGUUCUAGUAGUAGUUAUUUUUCAA
Lotus japonicus is the source of this 4242-nucleotide messenger RNA. RefSeq lists its product as uncharacterized. Gene Ontology annotation, molecular function: ubiquitin binding; RNA binding. The transcript is spliced from 9 exons. The record is from RefSeq and is a predicted model, not a curated record. Bases 90 to 3980 code for a protein of 1296 amino acids. NCBI's taxonomy places the organism in Eukaryota, Viridiplantae, Streptophyta, Magnoliopsida, Fabales, Fabaceae.